GUUAAUUCGGCAGAUUCUUGACAUUUGAUUGAGCUGUGAGGAAAGUCUUUUAAAACUAGCUAGCAAGCUCAAUAACUAGACGUGUUAAAAUAACUAAAGCAUUUCUGUAAAGGUAUGUGAAGUACUGACAAUGCCACUGCUAUUUUUUGUAAUUUCAAAUGGAAACGGAACAACCCUAUGUUGAAACGUUACAGACCUACUUUCAUACUCUUGUGAUUUGGACACAGUUGAAAAUUACAGGUCAGCAUAUCAUCAGACUUGUGAUUUAAAGGUAAAGUUAAAGGACUGUCGACGCUAGACAGGCGACAUGUCUCUUCGACUCUUCUCGUUGUUUCUGUUGCCUUUCUGUUUGGAGGUGUUUAGCCAUGACCUGCUUGAGGCUCAAGCUGGUUCAGCACCUAGCGCUGCAAAAACUUUAGUAUGGGGACCAGGGCUGGAGACGAACGUUGUCCUUCCAGCUCGGUUUUUCUACAUACAUGCGGUGGACGGCUCAGGGACAAACUUCACCACAUCACCUGGUGAGAAGACCAUUGAAGUGAAGAUUAUGUCUCCGGUGGAGGAGUUCACUCGGAUCUGGGUUCAGGUCCUGGAUCGUCGGGAUGGUUCGUUCCUGGUUCGCUACAGAAUGUAUGCCACCUACACAGACCUGCACAUCCACAUCAUGCUCAAGAACAAGCAUGUUGCAAAGUCGCCAUAUGUCCUUAAAGGCCCUGUCUAUCACGAGGGAUGCCCCUGUCCUCAGCUUAGUGGCUCUGUAUGGGAGGCCCACAUGCACUGUCCUCAGUCUUUUGCCCAAAUAGAUCAGGAUCUGUCCCUUUACAAGUCUGUUGACCCAGAUCGCAUUGCACAGGAGAUCCCACAGCGCUUUGGGCAGCGGCAAAGCCUCUGCCACUACACAAUCAAAGACAACAAGGUCUAUGUUAAAACAUUUGGAGAGCAUGUUGGUUUUAGGAUCUUCAUGGAUGCCAUCCUCCUGUCACUCACACGGAAGGUGCAGCUCCCUGAUAUGGAGUUCUUUGUUAACCUGGGUGAUUGGCCACUAGAAAAAAGGAAACCCACUGAGAAGAUUCAUCCCAUUUUUUCCUGGUGUGGCUCGAACAACACCAGAGAUAUAGUCAUGCCCACUUACGACUUAACGGAGUCUGUCCUGGAGACGAUGGGGAGAGUAAGCCUGGACAUGAUGUCCGUCCAGGCCAACACAGGCCCACCGUGGCCAGAGAAGAACGCCACAGCCUUUUGGAGGGGACGGGACAGUCGUCAGGAGCGUCUAGAGCUGGUCAAGCUUUCAAGGGCUCACCCUGACAUUAUAGAUGCUGCUUUUACCAAUUUCUUCUUCUUUAAACAUGACGAGAGCCUCUAUGGGCCGCUGGUCAAACACGUCUCUUUCUUUGACUUUUUCAAGUACAAAUACCAAAUAAACAUUGACGGUACUGUAGCAGCAUACCGGCUGCCUUACCUGUUGGCAGGAGACAGCGCUGUCUUCAAGCAGGAUUCUGGGUACUACGAGCAUUUCUACAACGAGCUGAAACCAUGGGUUCAUUACAUCCCUGUAAGAGCAGACCUGGGAGACCUGCUGGAAAAGAUUCAGUGGGCUCGUGACAAUGACGAAGAGGCAAAGAAUAUUGCACUUGGAGGUCAGCAGUUUGCCCGCAAUCAUCUUAUGGGAGAUGUUAUAUUUUGUUAUUACUACAAACUUUUCAAGGAGUACGCCAAACUCCAAGUCACAGAGCCAAAGGUCCGGAAGGGCAUGGAGCUUGUAGAGCAGCCAGCUGAUGACCUCUUCCCAUGUUCCUGUCAUCGGGUCAGGGAAAAAGAUGAACUCUGACAUUUCGCCACACUGAAGCGCAGUCCUUCAUACUGUAUCUGAUAAGUUGCCAAACAAGUUUUCAAAGUGUAACUUAACUGUAUGACUGAUAUGAAUAUCCACUCAUUUUUAAUACAUUUUUCUUUUUCUAUGUUGUGUUCUUCUUUUCUACAGUUUGAUUCAUAAUUCAACAUUUAUGCGUGUGCAAAACUAAAUGACUCUUAAAAGAAUAAAAGUCACUACAAAACCACAAAUUAAAAAAAAAGGGGGGGGGCUCAUAGAGUCUGAACUACCAUCCUGGCAUCUGCAAAAAAUUUGUAUCUUUAGGCAUUUUGAGUAGCCUACUGCAAAGAAACGCAAGUUGAUCCCAUUUUUAAGUUGCAUCUACCAAAGAUACCAACAAUAAAAGUUUGACAGACAUGAAAUAAUGUUUUUUGCACCAACAUGGUAGUUCACAAUUAUUAGUCAAAAGCAUGGCUUGUCUCAACAUGGUGUGUUGUGUCCUUAACUUUUUUAUCAAACUGGACAAGUGGAGGACAAAGAGGUUGACGGUUCUAAAAAACAAUUUACCACAAAUAAACAGUGUCCUGAAAAUAGAUGUCACCUAACCUCAGAGGUGCGUCUGUAAUACAGUGGAGGUGUGAGGUGGCAUUGUGGGGUUUCUCAAAAUUGCUAAAAUUGUGAACACAGAGAAAUACUGUCUGAUUUUUAUCCACCAUGCAGUGCAAUCUGGAAAGAUUCCAACUUGCAACAGCUUCAUUUCCCCCUAACAUACCCUGAACUAUUUAAAAUUUAAUUUUGAUUAUAUUUAAAAUAUUUUUUUAUUUAAAAAGAAAAAAUAAAGCGGUGAUGGUAAAAGAGCCUCUGUUACAAUGCUACAGAUGAAAGGAAGGACACACACUGCUGCUUGAAGGUCUGUACGUGAGGAAGGUGCAGUGCUGUGUACU
This is a messenger RNA of Melanotaenia boesemani (Boeseman's rainbowfish), 2751 nucleotides long. It is a transcript of the gene poglut2, whose product is annotated as protein O-glucosyltransferase 2. The record is from RefSeq and is a predicted model, not a curated record. The transcript is spliced from 10 exons. Gene Ontology annotation, molecular function: protein binding; glucosyltransferase activity. Gene Ontology annotation, cellular component: endomembrane system. NCBI's taxonomy places the organism in Eukaryota, Metazoa, Chordata, Actinopteri, Atheriniformes, Melanotaeniidae. The coding region runs from base 308 to 1825 and encodes 505 amino acids.